AUGAAUCCCGACGACUACGAUUUGAGUACAUCGGAUGGCUGCAGACGGGCCUUGACUCGAGCCUUGUUCGAUGCCGUUAAUGAAGCCAAGGCGAAAUGCUUGGCACAAAUGCAGCGGGAGCAGACGGCGGCGGAGGCGCGGUACCUUCACGUCGGGGAUACAACUGGCCGCGAAUGUCUCAAGAAAUUUUGUAAGAUAGUUGUGGAGGCUUUUGGCGACACAUAUUUGCGACGCCCGACUGCUGAUGAUUGCCAUAGGCUGAUGAGGAUGCACGAGAUGGUGCACGGCUUCCCUAGGAUGCUAGGGAGCAUCGACUGUAUGCACUGGCAGUGGAAGAACUGCCCGACGGCGUGGAGAGGACAAUUUACCAGCGGCUACAAGGGCAGCCACCCUACGAUGAUCUUGGAAGCCGUCGCUGACCACCGCCUCUGGAUCGGGCAUGCCUACUUUGGUGUAGCCGGGUCGAACAACGACAUCAACGUCCUCAACUCAUCCACCCUCUUCGCGGAUCAGUGCAAGGGUCGUGGACCGGCUAUCGAGUUCACUGCCAACGGCCGCAGCUGCCCAAUUGGUGAGAGGAGAGUCUUGUUUGCGGCAAAGCAGGAGUCUGCACGGAAGGAUAUGGAGCGGGCUUUUGGGGUGCCCCAAUCACGGUGGGCAAUCGUGAAAGGUCCGACGCGUUUCUGGUACAAGGAAGUCAUCACCGACGUCAUGUAUGCGUGCAUCAUCAUGCAUAACAUGAUAGUCGAACAAGAAGUUGGACAUGACACCGAUUGGGUGGAUGAUGAAGCCAGACCUAGCUCCAGCACGGCGACCCCGCCUGUCGCUCGAGGAUUACCAAUGGGCUUCGGUGAUUUUCUACAGCGACAGACCUCAAUGCGCAGCCAACAAGACCAUACUCAGCUCAUGACUGAUAUGAUUGAAGAAUUUUGGAACCGCAACCGCUGUUGA
Salvia hispanica is the source of this 951-nucleotide messenger RNA. NCBI's taxonomy places the organism in Eukaryota, Viridiplantae, Streptophyta, Magnoliopsida, Lamiales, Lamiaceae. The record is from RefSeq and is a predicted model, not a curated record.